Molecule: messenger RNA, 2315 nt
Organism: Drosophila obscura
Lineage: Eukaryota; Metazoa; Arthropoda; Insecta; Diptera; Drosophilidae
Gene: ppk
Product: pickpocket protein 28
Exons: 7
Coding region: 225-2045 (606 amino acids)
Biological process (GO): sodium ion transmembrane transport
Cellular component (GO): membrane
Molecular function (GO): ligand-gated sodium channel activity
Source: RefSeq, a predicted model, not a curated record
CAUACGUACGUACAAUAUAAGGAUAUAAGGUGUGGGUCUGUAAUUAAGUUGAAGUACACGGAAUACGCUGACAGUGCGUGCGAAUCGAGGUCCCUGAGCACCUUCCCACGGGAAGCAACAGAACGCGCCCAGUUUUUUGCAAGUGUAAAAGCUAUAAAAGGACACGCCGUAUGGCUGGCGCAGCUUAGUUAGUUGGUGAUACGCUUGCACGGACACAGUUCACCAUGUCGGAGAUCAAAGUGGACACAGAGGACUCAGAGGAGAAAUCCUGCAACAUAUUGCCCGGCCCAGAGCUUCUGUCCCUGCCAAGCUUCGAUCAGAGGGCCAGCAUCGCCUCGGCGGCCUUGAGUGAUGUGCCCAGCGAUGUGAUCAUCAAGUCUCGCAUUCGAUAUGGCAGUCCCUUGUCCGCCUGCAAGGGCCUGCUGCUGGAGUAUUCGAAGAACACGACCAUACACGGCAUACGAUAUAUUUUUGAGGUUCAUCGUCCCAUCUAUGAGAAAGUUUAUUGGCUGUUCUUCACAUGCAUUUCUGUGUAUUUUGCCAUUUCCCUCAUCUGGGAUACCUAUCUCAAGUGGCAGGAGUCACCGGUAAUCCUCGGAUUUGACGAGACUCUGGUGCCAGUGCAUAAGAUACCAUUUCCAACCAUCACCAUUUGUCCGGAAAUCAAAAUGGAACGCAAUCUCUUCGAUUAUACGAAUGUAUCGCGUUUGCUCUGGGAGGAAUACCAAAAGAAUGGUAAUGCUACCAGCAUGGAUGAUGAAGAAUUAUCGCGCAUGGCUGCUGCCAUGCACAUCUGUGAUCCGGAUGUGGUGCAUCGUUUUAUGCCCAUACUCUCCCAAAUGAAUCCACCGUUUGUGGACAUAACCGAAACAUUAAUCGAAUUGAGCAUAUCGAAGAAUGAGACGGGUCCGUUUUGCAAAUGGAAUGGACGUUUCUAUUUUUGCGAUAAGAUAUUCGAUUUUGUGGCCACCGAUGAGGGCAUUUGCUAUCAAUUCAAUGGCCUUCGUCCCAAGGAUAUUUAUCGUGACGAGAACUACAUCAGCUACAAGGAUCCCGAUAUUGUGGAUUUCAAUAACUUUUUUGAUACGGAUUUGCCGCGUUGGAACGACAUCCGUGGCAAUUGGUCGCUGGAUACGGGUUUUGUGGAUCAAGGACAGAAUGCCUAUCCACAGCGUACGGUCUUCUCAUCCGUUGGGAAUGGAUUCUUUGCCUUUCUACAGGGACUGCAGCACAAUUUUGACUACGAUUGUCGCAGUUUCAAACAGGGCUAUAAGGUCUUUCUCAACUCCCCGGAGAGUGUGCCACUCACGUCAGGCAAUUAUAUUCUUGUGCCCCAUGGCGAUGAAGUUUUGGUCAGUGUACUGCCCAACUAUGUCAUGUCUACCGACAAUUUACACGAAAUCAGCCCCGAAAAGCGUCAGUGUUUGUUCGAUGAUGAGCGUUCCUUGGCCUUUUUCCGUUCGUAUUCUCAAAGCAAUUGCCAAACCGAAUGCCUGGCCAAUUUUACGGUUUCCAAGUGUGGCUGUGCCAAGUUCUGGAUGCCCAAACCUUUGGGCACGCCUGUGUGUGGUUUGGAUGACAUUAACUGCUAUACGGCUGCACAGGAUGAGCUCUAUACGAUAUUGCAAAAUCAGACCAUGGAAAAGAGUGUCAAUGAUAAUGUGGAUAUAAUGUGCAACUGCAUGCCGGCCUGCACAUCGCUGGAGUACAAUUUUGAGAUAUCCCGAGCACGAUACGAUGUGGCUAAGACAAUUAGGGCCUUUCGGGAGGUAUAUGAGCAUACAGAUGCCAUUGGUUCACGUCUCUCUGUGUACUUCAAGGAGCAUCAAUUUACGGCCAUCAAGCGUACCAUUCUGUUUGGUGUCUCCACCCUAAUAUCCAACUGCGGUGGCAUUUGCGGCCUCUUCAUGGGCAUCUCAUGCCUUAGCUUUCUGGAGCUGCUCUAUUUCUUCUGCAUGCGCAUCUGUGGCAGUUGUCGCGAUCGUCGCAAGCACAAGAUUCAAACGAUGUGCCCAGAGGAUGAGACAGAGGAUAAACUGGACUAAUAGUCACAAAAUUUACACUUUUGCCAUUUGAAUAUUUAAAUUGUAUCUCAAUAAAGAAGUUGUCUGGGGGGAAGCAGUUAUUUCACACUCUCAAUGACACUUUGCGGGUGUUUCCACUAACUAAAUGUAUUUAUUUAGCACUCACGUAGAGUUAGAUAGAGAUACUGCAUCGAGUGCACUUUAAUUGAUUAUAAAUUAAAAAUGCAUUUGAUUAGCACACGGCCAACGCAAUUGAUUCGCUCUAAUUAAACGAUUGUAACACUUGAGCAA